AUGGAAAUUCCACAGAAAGGCCCACCACGAAGUCUGAAGGUCGUCUGUGAGGCCCUCCUCGCGAACAGUCUGGGCAAGGGACGGGAAAGUCCGUGCCCUAAAAACAAGACGGAGGAAGAAGAUGCGGAAGCAAAGCGAAGUUUGGAGUCGCUCAUUGGUCCUGGCAAUUCCGCGUUGCGUGGGGUGCCUGCUGUAAAAGGGUUACGAGAGUCUGUACGGCUGUUUGUGAGGAAGAAUGCCGAAUUGGUGAGGACUACAACCGGUAAUGGAGUGGCGGGGGCCAAGAGUGAUCCGCUUGCCCUGCGUGAUGCGCUGCUACGCAACGGGGCGGCCAUGGAGGAAAUGCGUGGGGAGUGGAAACAGAUACUGGAACGCAUGUACGCGGUUGCAGAGGAGCAAGAUAGUGUCACACCACCUGGCUACACGUCGGCGGCCGAUGCCACUCCACCGAGUAAUGUCCUACGCUUUGGUGCAGACCAUGAUGGCUUUUGGGAGGAGCUGCCGUGGGAAGGGAAGACUUCGUGCCACGACGUCCGUGGGUUGCUCGACUCGUGUAGGCGGGAAUGGGUGGAGGAUGGUAGCGCUUUAAGCGGCGAAAAGGCAGAGGUGUUUGUCCGGGCACUGCGCGCGGUCGCGGACGCGGAUCCGGAGUCCCCCAUCCUCGACGCCAACUGGGACUUCUGGGUUGGCGCGCUGCUCGUGUGCGUAGGGCUGCAGGCGACAUCGUGUGAGACCCGCACACUUGUGGAGCUGAUUUACAGUCGAUGCGCCCCCCAACGGAAACUUGGGCUUUUGGACGCCGUGGCUGCGAAGCUCCGGCGCCCCGUCGAGGACGCGCCAGAUGAGCGGGGCGUCUUUUUGGAGCUGUUCCAUCGACUUCUCCUUUGCACCUCGGAAAGCAUUGUCGCCUUCCUGGACGACGAAAUUGCCCAGCUACUCCUGCAAGGCUUACGCGUUGUCGUUGAGCACCUUGAGGACUUUAGCGUUUUGGAUUCACAGGCACUGUGGCUGAAGAGGCUCUUGGUGCGCCCCUCUCUCGGCUGCAACAUCGCCCUGCUUCCGAUAAGGGAGCCUGGCCUUAUCAACAAACUGGCAGCUGCCAUGCCCAUCUCCCACGUUCUGGGGCUGAUGUUGACAAUGCUACCGCUGUGGGUGAAAGGGCCCGGCGACGCAACUACUUUUACGCUCGUCUUUGAGAAGCUGGUGGACGCCUUGCUGAGCAACCACGUGCGAUGCGACCUUGUUGAGGAUGCCAUGGUGUGCGUCGAUCGCUGCGUGCGUGGGCUCUGCGUUGAGAAGCGCCAAGAACAGUUCAACAAGGUUUACCGUUUUCUCAUCUCUCAGGAGUACAGUGAGGUGCGUGACUCCGUGGGAAGGCUCUUGCGUCUCCUUCUGCGCUUCGUAGUGCCCUCCACGUAUGAGUCUAACCGCAGCUAUCGACUGUCGCUGGCGCAGGUGCGGUCCCUCGAGGAGAAACUUCUCAGGCGGUCGGAGCACUGGACGAAGAAGGCUUCCGUGCACCAAGCUGUGGUUGGGGAUUUCUGGUGGGAAUUGCUGCGUUGGCACGCGACGGAUUUGCCCAAAGUGGUUGCGCGUGCCGUGCGUGCCGUGUGCCGGCACGAAAAGCGUGUGGGAUCGCCGUGGAACGAGGGGCACCUUGUUGCCAUCAGCUACUCCAUCUCCUCCUGGCGCGGCCUUGAGGAGGUCUUGGAGGAUGAGCGGCGUGCAGGCCACCUUGACUACAGGGCUCUGCUCCUGCACCUCUGCGCGGGUGCCCCCAGGAUGCCUUCAGGGUCACAGAAGCAGCAGCAGCAGCAGGAGUAUGAAAAGAAGGAGAGGGAGGAGGAGGACGAGCAACAACCGCAGCCCCCAGUGCGUGUGUGCCCUACCGCAUGGUGGUUGCUGAUGCGAUGGUGCACAAAUGCCUGCGCGCGUCGUGGGUUGUUUCUUGCCACGACGGAGGUGCUCCUGUCACUGGCGGCGGACAGAGACGUCGCGGACGGCGCUCUCCUUGCAAUCCCUGUGGAGGAGUUUGAGGCCCUUCUUCACGUGCCUCAGCUCACUCCUGUGCAGGAAGUGCGCCAAAGGCGCAUGCUCGCGGCAAUGCUCUCCGUUCGCCUAUGGAUUGCCACGCUGUGCCCACUAUCUCCCACACCGGGCGUGGCUGAUUUGGAUGUCACAGAAAUGGUGGCUCGACAGCUGCAAACCUACUGGGUAGAGUACAACGGAAACGUGUCGCUGCCGAAUGAGCCCUUUGGGGAAGACUCCCUGCUACUUUUGUUGUGUGUUCUCAGCCUCAAUAGGUUGAGCGGAGCAGGAGACGCCAACGAGUGUAGCCACGGGCACGUAUUGCAGGCUGCACUGCAGGAACUACUCAAGGAGAGACGCGGGCUUGACCCGGUCUGGCAGCUUUUGCAGUUUUUAACAACUGGCGUUGCCUCCGACCGCCUCGCUGCCGUACUUGCACACCGAUUCGGAGCGGAGCAUGAAGCCGCGCUGCAGGCGGCUGCCGAAAAAUGUGCAAUCUCCGACUUGCGCCUUGUUGGGGAAGGUGAGUUGUGCGCCCUGAAAGAACUUCUUUCCGUGAAGGGAGAGGAUGCGGAAGAGGAAGUCCAUAUCCUUUCUGUUCUGCGGCUGCUGCUUCAGUUGUAUGGGGGAGACGCGUCGCGUGCGGCGGCGGUGGUGAAGUCGCAUUCCUCAUCACAUUUGGAAACGUACGGACGUGGCACAGACCUAGCGGUUGGUGUGGCGCAUCGUUUUAUUGCGGCCUUCCCGCAUCUGGAGGAACGGAUGCGCUGUGAGGGCGUGGAUGUCUACUACCUCUGCCUACUCUGUACGCAACGAUGGUUGCGGGAUCCGCUGAAAUUGCCUCAGCUUGCUCGUGCCUCUAUCGAGAAGUAUAUGCGUUUUGGGCAGGCGGCGUGGGAAGUCCUUGUUUCGGACUGCCUCGGCAGGCACAUCGAGACGCUCUGGGAUGCCUUCUCGGAGGUUGAUGGAUUGUCAAUCCAGUGCGCGGAGUCGGUGAUACUGCCAGUGAGCCCUUUUUGGGUCUCCUGUCUGGCAGCGGAUUUUAGUCUGAAAGAAGACGGGUGA
Molecule: messenger RNA, 3093 nt
Organism: Trypanosoma conorhini
Lineage: Eukaryota; Euglenozoa; Kinetoplastea; Trypanosomatida; Trypanosomatidae
Exons: 1
Coding region: 1-3093 (1030 amino acids)
Source: RefSeq, a predicted model, not a curated record